Messenger RNA from Silurus meridionalis, 2160 nucleotides. It is a transcript of the gene pianp, whose product is annotated as PILR alpha associated neural protein. The coding region runs from base 624 to 1211 and encodes 195 amino acids. Gene Ontology annotation, cellular component: membrane. Gene Ontology annotation, biological process: regulation of immune response. NCBI's taxonomy places the organism in Eukaryota, Metazoa, Chordata, Actinopteri, Siluriformes, Siluridae. The transcript is spliced from 6 exons. The record is from RefSeq and is a predicted model, not a curated record.
UUUCUUGUUUAUGUUCCUUCUCCAGUUUAUGCCCCUUAUACUCUCUCUCACUUUCUCGCUUGUAUACUCUUUCUCCCUCGUGCUCCUGUAUUUCUCUCUCUCUCUCUCUCUCUCUCUCUCUCUCUCUCUCUCUCCCUCUUUCCAUGUCUCUGUCGCUAAGGCAACCAAUGCUUUUCCUCACUCUGACACACUCUGGGUCUCUCUCACUCCCUCCAUCAGCAGCGAGCGGUAAGCAUGUGGACUGAUUGCUGUCUACACACUGGUGAUCUGCAUGUAUUUGCUUGCAUUUGCUUUCAGGAUUGUGUGUGUGUGUGUGUGUGUGUGUGUGUGUGUGUGUGUGUGUGUGUGUGUAGUUUGCAUGAGUGUGUUCUUGUGGGUUUGUGUGUUUUACAUGUUGAAGUGUUAAAAGAUGUCAUCAAAUCUGAAUCCAGUUGUAGAGUUAUUGCCUGGAUCGGAAACUGGAUUGAAGCAGUAGUUGUGUCUACAGCAGCAGCGUCGUUCCCCCCUACAGCCAUCUGUUUACGAUCUUUCAGUAAGUGUCAGGCGCCAGACGCUCCCCCUCUCAUCGUCUUCCUCUUUCAAGAGAUGAUCAGAGGAGCAAAGCACCAGUGAAAAGAGAAGCGAUGGAGCGAUGCUCCAUCUCUGGACUCGCUGCUCUCUUGCGCCUCCUGCUGGUCGCCGUCAUCAUUUGCCCACCUCCUUGCCGCGCGGGCGACGAGCCUGCCGACAUGCAGCUGUCCGCCACACCCCAGGCCACUCCCACUCCGCUCUGGGCGGUCGACUGGGGUCCCACUCAACCGUUGGAGGACGAGACGCAUCAUUUCCCGUCCAGCCAGGAAGCCGAAGGCACGAAGCAUGCCACACCCGGGGUGUGGCCGGGUCGCAGGAACGCCCAAGCCAACCAAACCCAACAGCAGCCACUGUCCGUCGAAGCCAAGGACUCAGGAGAGGAGCCAGAACGAGAUGCGGAGGAACGAGAGACUGAAGAAGUGGAUCCUCAGUUUUAUGUGACCGUGACUAUCUCAUCUCUCCUGAUUCUCUCUGCACUCAUCAUUUCGGCCAAACUCUGUUAUGACCGCAGCCUCUCGCAGCGCCCUCCCCCCCUCUCCCUUGCCAUCCCUCAUUCCCUGGCCCAAGAGGACAGCAGGCACUCUCUUCAGAGCACCCCUUCUUUUCCUGACAGAGAAAGACUUCCCGUGGUCAAUCUUUGAAAAGCUGACUGUUCCAUGCUUGCAAAUCACAUCCUCCAGGCAUGGAAGGCGAAAUAAGAAAACCCUGGGUAAAUAUGAGAACAAACACAAGAACACGUGACCCUCCAUGAAGACGGAGACAUGAAAGAGAACAUGCGUGGACGGAUAAUGGCUAUGACGACUGGGGCUGUAUAGAAACAGGGGCCUGAUUUUCUGGACGGAUGUACAGACACAGGAGCGUACAUUCUUCAGACUCUCUCUUCUUCGUCAGCCAUUUUGAAACCUUUCUUUCACCUGCCGCACAAAUCCACCCGUCCCUGUGCUUAACGCAGCCGUUCCUGAAGGCUGUAAUGAAUCCUACCUGCUUGCCGAGCUGUAACGUCGUCUUUACUAUUGCUUUACGGUGCGGUUUAUUACUCGUCCUGAUUACCCCCACGCCUCUCUUGCACAAACCUGUUGUUGUAUUUCUGACGCCAAGUGUAGCAUUUAUUAAGGUUCAAAGAACAACUGCAUUUCGUGCCAAGUGUGUUAAAUUUAGCCCAAUUUUUCAACGGCUCUGUAGUUCGACUGUUCCGUUUUAUAUAGCUCUCACGUGCUUGGCAACGUGCUGAUGUUUACAACCGUAAAAAGGCCCAUCGACCUCACACUAGACAUCCGAUCCCGAUCUAUAGAAAACGAUGUGUUUGUCAUUAACGUUUACAGAAUUUGUGGAUGCAAGUCAGUGAAUGUGGUCUGACGACUUUAUACAUCGGACUGCGCAACACUAGAGAUCGCCAGUGAUUAGGAUGGAGUGUUGUGAACUGACAGCUUUAUUUACAGUACCAAUCAAAAGUCUUUUUUAAGAGACACAUACAGUAUCUUACAAAAGUGAGUACACCCCUAACAUUUUAGCAACCAUUUUAUUAUAUCUUCUCAAGGGACAAUACUAUAGAAAUGAAACAUGGAUAUAUUUUAGAGUAUUCACCAGAGC